Molecule: messenger RNA, 1062 nt
Organism: Penicillium soppii
Lineage: Eukaryota; Fungi; Ascomycota; Eurotiomycetes; Eurotiales; Aspergillaceae
Product: isopenicillin N synthase family dioxygenase
Exons: 2
Coding region: 1-1062 (353 amino acids)
Molecular function (GO): dioxygenase activity
Source: RefSeq, a predicted model, not a curated record
AUGACCUCUAACCCUACCCAGGAGAUCCAUCCUGUGUCUACUGCGGUGGACAAGGACGACCUGAAGAUACCACUUAUUGAUUUUGGUCCUUUCUUCACGGGGACCCCAUCCGACAAACAUGCCGUCGCUCUCUCAAUCACCGAAGCAUUCAAGACAUCUGGCUUCCUCUAUCUAAAGUCCCAUGGAAUUCCACCCUCCGUGGUGACCCGGGUGUUUGCAUCAUCUGCUCGGUUCUUUGCGCGACCCCAGAAUCAGAAAGAUGGUUUGAGCUGGACGUCCCCACAGUCGAACCGUGGUUACGUCGCUAUCGGGCGGGAGAAGUUAACCACCGUUGACGAAACAGAUGGCGAGACUCUGCGCGCCUCCGCUCCCGAUAUCAAGGAGACAAUGGAGAUUGGUCGCGAGGGAGUCGAAGGUCUGCCCAAUCGCUGGCCCGAUUAUCUCGAUGACGAAGGCAAAGAGUUUAAAGAAAUCAUGCAGUCGUUUUUCGAAAUGGGCAAGACCCUUCAUCAGCAGAUCAUGCAGGCCAUCGCAUUGGGCAUGAAUCUGCCAGAGCACUUCUUUGAUGAAUUCAUCGAUGCAACCGAUAACAAUCUGCGCCUGCUUCACUAUCCCCCCGUCAAGAAAGAGGUCUUCCAAAAGAACCCUAGCCAGGUCCGGGCCGGCGAGCACAGCGAUUACGGCUCUAUCACGCUACUAUUCCAAGACAGACAUGGAGGCUUGCAAGUCCGCAGCCCGAAAGGCACAUUUGUGGAUGCAACUCCCAUCGCCGAUACCAUUGUUGUGAAUGCUGGGGAUCUGCUCGCUCGGUGGUCCAAUGACACCAUAAAAAGUACCCGCCACCGAGUAAUUCAGCCACCUGUGCCUGUAGGCGAGAAAUCCGAAGAUGACUCGGAGACAUACCCUGCGCGCUACAGUGUCGCCUACUUUUGCCAGCCGAAUGACGACAAGUUGAUUGGGGCGCUGCCUGGUACCUUCGGCGAAGAUAUCCAGGUCGAGAAAAAGUACUCGGAAAUCACAGCAGGCGAAUACUUGGUCCAACGGUUGACUGCGACUUACUGA